AUGGCAUUGACUCUUGCCGAUGAUUCUCCCACCCGUCGGCUGGAAAAGAACGAUCCCGCACUGCAGCAUUUGUACCUGUCGUCGGAUACUACCAGUGAUGAAGGCGAACUGGAGGCGCUGAUCGAAGCCCUUGCUGGUGCACAGCAUCUUUGUCAUGUCUACUUUCGCAACUUUAAAGUCUUCCAUGGCAAUUGUCCGAUGAAGCGACUGCUGGCCGCCAUGACAACUGUCCCCCAGUUGGAGAGUUUGGCGUUUCAUUGUACCGAAGUUCCACUGGACUGCUUGACGUUGCUGCUACAAGAGGCGCCGGUGUUAACCGCAUUGGGACUUCGGUAUUGUAAACUACGGUACCAACGUCAACAGGUGGAAUUCCAAGCUUUCGAGCAAGCGCUGCGGCAAAACACGUCACUCACGGAUGUUUGUAUCGAAUGUUGCGACUGGCAAGCGGAAGAACACAACAGUAACAACAGCAACAACAAUCAUCAUCAAACCAGUUCCUUCUUGGAAGCAAUAUCCUAUAUUCCUUCCUUACGACAUGUCGAAUGUGUCUUGCCCAAGAACAAAUCCACCAAUCAGCAGAAUGCCCAUCAACUUGCCAGAAGAGGACGAAACCGCUUGCCUCCAUCGACACUGGAACGAAUGGGUCAAAUGCCACAAUUAUCGAGUCUGAGACUGCGCAAUAUUUGGUUUCCACAAGAAGAUGUUGCACUCUUGUGUCAGUCUUUCCAAUCUCCGUCUCCAAAUCGGCUGCAAAAACUCAUCUUGUCGUGUGAUUUGGGACGAACAUCCGCCACGGCACUUGCCACUGUCUUGUUGCACGCCAAUCUCACGCAAUUAUCACUCCGCAUCGAUGCCCUCGACGACCCGGAUGCGCCUGUAAUCUUGGCACACGCCUUGGCACAAACCAGUACAAGUCUCCAACACUUUCAUUUGUCGGGAGCGGCGGCUUCCCAAUUGUCGACCAAAUCCAAAACGGCCUUGUGCGACAUGAUGGCCACCAACACGGCCCUCGAAUUUGUACGACUCGAAGUCGCCGAUUAUCAUUUGCAAGCCCAAAUUGCCUUUUAUUUACAACUCAAUCAUUGGGGGCGACGAGAACUCUUUCAAGGAUUGCGACAAUGCUCGAAUGGUAGUAGUGAUAGUGAGGAAUUGUGGUUUCGAGCCCUCUAUCAAAAUGCCACGCAUCUACGUGCUAUACAUCACUUUGUCGCACUGAAUCCGGGAUUGUUUGCACGGGCAGCACUGCAGGUAGAAGAGCAACGGCAACAGCAACAACAGUGCUGUAAGUUGCAACACUUCGACAGUUUUGAUCAAGGGAUCGAGUACGAUUCCGAUGGGUGGUAG
Seminavis robusta is the source of this 1344-nucleotide messenger RNA. NCBI's taxonomy places the organism in Eukaryota, Bacillariophyta, Bacillariophyceae, Naviculales, Naviculaceae. The record is from the annotation of a GenBank genome assembly.